AGUGCGAAAAUGAAAGUAUAAAUAUGACUGCGCUUUGGAAAGCUUUUUGUCUUUUCAUCUGUUUAACACUAACAAGACUGGAUUCUGGAAUUUGUGUCAUCUAUGUUGAGAGCGGGAAGAGUGGGAAUUUAAAUCCAAAUAUACAAGGAAAACCUGAAGACAUUUUGUGGACAUUCAAUGGAAAUAAGGCAGCUGAACAUGAUUUGUCUGAACUUUAUGAGUAUGGUCAAUUCAAAGAAAGAACAACGAUUAACUUCUCUACGGGACAUCUCACAGUUCGUCAAAUGACCCACAGUGACAGUGGUGUUUACAAGUCUACAAUACAGAUCAAAGGAAUCCUGCAUUUGUCUGCACAUGAUGUUCAAGUAAUUGAUGCUGUUCCAGAGCCUUCAGUGACCUGUAAAGUGAAUCACACUACAGAAUUAAAAUCAUUGUUUUGUUCAGUGGAUUCUCAGUUUCCAGCAGCCUAUGAAUGGAUUGGGUCAAAUGCAGCACAUCAGCCUGGACAAGAGCUUUAUAUCAGCAAAGAGGAGAACCCUGACACAGUUUAUACCUGCACUGUGAAAAAUCAAGUGAGCCAGAAGAGUAACAGCUUAUCUCUGAAAGAAUGCAACACAGACGGAUCACAAUUAGCUCUGAAAAACAAUUUGCUAAUAAUCAUCGUUGUCGUCGUCGUCGUCGUCGUCGUCGUCUUCGUCUUCAUUAUUGGGAUCAUCAUUUAUUCAAUUAAAAAAAAGAAGAAGAGGUCUGCAGAACAAGGUGAAGAAAGCAUGGAACAUAUGGAACUUUUACAAGAUGGACCAUCUCUUUAUGUUAACCAGAGCAAAAAUCAUGAUGUAGAGCAAAACAGCAAGAAGGAAAAAAGUGAAUAUGAAGAUGAAUCUGUACACAAACAUGAAGGAGCACAGAGGGUGAAUGAAGAUAAACAAAGUGAAUCAGACAAAAACGCUAAAUGUUCUGAAGAUAAUGAAGAGAGCAUAUCUGAUGUUAACCAGAGCAAAAAUCAUGAUGUAGAGCAAAACAGCAAGAAGGAAAAAAGUGAAUAUGAAGAUGAAUCUGUACACAAACAUGAAGGAGCACAGAGGGUGAAUGAAGAUAAACAAAGUGAAUCAGACAAAAACGCUAAAUGUUCUGAAGAUAAUGAAGAGAGCAUAUCUGAUGUUAACCAGAGCAAAAAUCAUGAUGUAGAGCAAAACAGCAAGAAGGAAAAAAGUGAAUAUGAAGAUGAAUCUGUACACAAACAUGAAGGAGCACAGAGGGUGAAUGAAGAUAAACAAAGUGAAUCAGACAAAAACGCUAAAUGUUCUGAAGAUAAUGAAGAGAGCAUAUCUGAUGUUAACCAGAGCAAAAAUCAUGAUGUAGAGCAAAACAGCAAGAAGGAAAAAAGUGAAUAUGAAGAUGAAUCUGUACACAAACAUGAAGGAGCACAGAGGGUGAAUGAAGAUAAACAAAGUGAAUCAGACAAAAACGCUAAAUGUUCUGAAGAUAAUGAAGAGAGCAUAUCUGAUGUUAACCAGAGCAAAAGUCAUGAUGUAGAGCAAAACAGCAAGAAGGAAAAAAGUGAAUAUGAAGAUGAAUCUGUACACAAACAUGAAGGAGCACAGAGGGUGAAUGAAGAUAAACAAAGUGAAUCAUACAAAAACGCUAAAUGUUCUGAAGAUAAUGAAGAGAGCAUAUCUGAUGUUAACCAGAGCAAAAGUCAUGAUGUAGAGCAAAACAGCAAGAAGGAAAAAAGUGAAUAUGAAGAUGAAUCUGUACACAAACAUGAAGGAUCAGCGAGGGUGAAUGAAGAUAAACAAAGUGAAUCAGACAAAAAUGCUAAAUGUUCUGAAGAUAAUGAAGAGAGCAUAUCUGAAGAUCUGAAUGUGAAAGAGAAAAAUAUAAUUGACACACCACCAAACCACAAAUAACUGCCAGACAUUCUACAUCAGAGCAGCAAAGUCUCCGCUGUUAAAUGUACACUUUUGGUGUUCAUUUGGGUCUAACCUGCUGGUGUUAAAAACUAACGGUGAAGCGGUGUCGAAUCUACACUCUGUAGUGUUGAAUGUUCAUUUGCCCCAAACGGAUGAUUAAAUAAAGCAGUUAUAAAGAGUGAUGGCACCUGCUGUUAAACAAGAUUCUACUGAAGGAAAGAGGGAGUGACAACAAGAACAGGAAAACAAGAGAACAAACCUGCAAACAGCUGCAACAAUUGAAUCUGUUUUACAGCCACGCUGCCUUAAAUGUACAGCAACUUAAAUAAAAUAUGUUCUUGGGCAAUAAAUUAAAUGUUUUGGUAACACUUUAUUUUAAUGUGUCCUUGUUACACAUAUUACAUUUAUUUACUAUAGUAAUAACAGUCAGUUAUUCGUAAUUACAAGUAACAAACACUAAUCCAAACCCUGACCAUAACCAUAUAUUAAGUGCAUGUUGUUAAUUAGUUAUAAUCAGUAAUUACUUGUGUAAUUACACUGUAACAAGGACACAUUCAAAUAAAGUGUAACCAAUGUUUCAAUAGCUCACAGGAGAAUGCUUGAAAAUGCUCAAAAUACAACAUUUCCAUUUUCUAUUACACUUUUUUUUGUGUGUGCAAAAGAUUGAAUGUUAAAAAGAGAUUUAGCUCUAUUUAGUGUUGCUUAUUUUUUUAUUGAAAUAUUUUUAUUUGAAGUCACCUUUAUGGUAAUUGUUGUUCUCUUUGGUUAGUCACUUGAACCUUGUUCUGAGUUGAAUUAGUUAUCGCAGCCAGUUCAAUAAUGUUUCAAAGAAACAUGUUGAGUUGCACAAUGAUAGAAGUGCAUUAAGUUAUGUGGUGUCAGGUUAUUUUCAUAAUGAGUGCCUCAUAGAAGUGUAAUGCACUAACUGAAUUCAUUGCAAGUUCAGUGUAAAUAAAAUCAAAGCCAAGUUGAUCAUGCAAAUAUGUGCAUUAGACCUUUCUCGUAGACUGUUGUGGUGCGUUUCCGCAUUAUUAUGACUUCGCUUUCUAGCUCAUGGUGCAAGGUUUUUUCUUCCUUUAUUUAGUUCAAUUACAGUACAAUGCAAAAAGUGCAAGGCAAAUAUAAGGCAUUGUGGUACAGUUCAGCGUAUAACAGAAUAACAACAACAAAAACAUAAAAUGAACAUAUAUGUAAAAUAAUAAUAAUUAUAUGAAAAGAAAAAAGAAAAAUUACUGGGAUUAAAAAAAAUGCUAUACAAUAUUAGGGCAGUUAUAUGAAUUUGAAAAGCUUUAACAUGUUUAUUGUUCUGAAAACGUUUUGUUUUGUGAUCUCAUGUUUGAAAGGUUUUAAAGUAUAUUGUGAGAUCAGUAUUACAAAUAUGAGGGUUUCUUUUGAGUUAUUUUUGUUUUAUGAAUAUAAAACUUUGCCAAAAUAAUUAAAAGAUUAAUAAUGUAAUUUUGUUUUUCAGAAAAAUAUGGGUUUUGAAAACAAAAUAAAAUGUCAUUAGGUUAAAAAUUAAGAGUUAUGUUUAGUUUUUUGUCAUGUCUAUUUUAAAGUCAGUCCAAAAAGAAAUAGAAAAAGGGCAAUAAACAAAAGUGUGUUCAAUAUCUUCAAAUGAUGUGUUACAAAAAGUAUAUUUAUCACAAACAGUAUGAAUAUAUCUACUAAUGGCUGUAUUUACAGAACAACAUCUAUAAAUAAUUUGGUAAAUUAUUUAUUUUACAUUAAAUUAGAAAUAAAAUAUGUCUAUGGUAAUUUCCAAAUGUCGUGCCAAGAUAUCCAGUGAGGUUUAAGACAUUUUGAUUUACAUGGAGGAUUGGAUCUGACAUUAAAGGAAUUUCUCAUAAAAUUGUAAUUAAAACGUUUAUCAAAAAACGAGAGACCAUUUACCAAAAGUUGAGGAUUUUGUAAUGUUGUAUUAAUAAUAUCUACAUUUGAGAAUUUGGUUAAGAUUAUUAUACGCUAUUUUGUUAAAAAAAAAUAUAUAUGUGUAUAUAAAAUUGGUGUAUAAUUGGUUUUCAAUAAGCUGGUUUACAAUUAAUAUGUUGUGCCGAACCCAAUUCUUAAUGUACAAUGACUUCUUAUUAUGAAUGAUAUACUAUUGUUCCAUUAUAAAACACCUGCUAGGAGAAAAUUUGUGUUUGUACAAAAGUGACCAGAACAGUAAUACUUGUUUGUGAUAAUUGGCCAAAGCAAACGGAAGUUUACCGGUUAUAUAAGGACAUUGCAACAAAAAUGUUAUCCCCCAAGUUUUUAAAAUAAAUAUGGGACGAUAUCGAGUACUAGGUUGUGUGCUGUGUAAAACUCUUGUCCCACAGUCCAAAAUGGCGGUAGCGUUACCGCUGCGCCAUCUAGCGGCGGUUACCAAAAUAGCACCAGAGCUUCGUCUCUUGUGCUCCCUCUAUAUUAUUUGCUAGUGUGCAAGUAGACGUGAAGACUGCAAGUGUGUGGAUGACUUUUGAUUGCAAGUUGGGACACUCGUAAUCUUAAAGUUGUUAGUGCUGGUUGCGACAGCUGUUUUUGUAUUUUCACUCAGCUGAAGACUGAUAGUUUUUGACCGAUUGUGUGAUUACUUAAAAUAACUGAAGAUUUUACAUAUCUUUUCAUUUAUUAGUUCACUACUGGUUGUUGGAAGUUUAUUGUGCUGUAGAAAUAUGUAAAUACAUUAAAAAUGUUUUUAAAGUGUGAAAAUAAUUGAGAAUUUAUUUUUACUCAUUUUGAUUUUCAAUACGUUACAUAUUAACAUGUUUAACUGUAAAAUUGCGUAAUCCAUAACAGCUCUAAAAUAU
Molecule: messenger RNA, 4702 nt
Organism: Xyrauchen texanus (razorback sucker)
Lineage: Eukaryota; Metazoa; Chordata; Actinopteri; Cypriniformes; Catostomidae
Product: probable elastin-binding protein EbpS
Exons: 13
Coding region: 24-1910 (628 amino acids)
Source: RefSeq, a predicted model, not a curated record